ACACUUGCAGUAAAAAAAAAAUCGUGUUUCUCAUUGGAAGCACACACGUGUCAGGUGGUGGUGGUUCUUUUUCUUUAUAAAUGUAAACAUUUAGCGCAAAUAUAGCGUGUAAAAAAAUGAACGCAUUGAUAAAAGCGUUUUUCCGCUGCCUCUCCUUGCUUUUGCCUCCCCCCUGGCUCCAGCUCGGUUUCUGCUGGUGGGUUGGGGAUGCGUGCGGAAAGACGCUAUGGCCCAAUCCCAGGGCUCGUCUCAGAGAGCGGACUCUCCUCGCACAUCAGGAAGUACAAACACAAGACAUCAGCCCAUCUUCUGCUCACGGCUGCUCUUCCUCGUCGCUCCACUGGCUGCAGUGGGGCAGGGUCUGGGAGCUGUGGAAAGCCGUGGCGCGCGUCUCUGGGCUCCCCUUCGCUCUACACCGGCACUGGUGCCAAAAGCGUAGGGCGCUGCUUACCACUGAGACCCACGGCACUGGGGAUCCGGUGACCAACGCGGCGAUAGAUCCCAUUGUCAACAUUUCUGAAGGGGAGGAAGUAAACAUUCUGGAGGAAGACCGGUCAUUACCCAGCGUGAGCGCUCCGAUGGUAUUGGCAGCCUACGUUGAAGCAACACUGGAUUCAACUAGGCUGGCGUUAGCUGAAGAGAUCAUGGUGGACCAACAGCAACAGGAGAUCGGGACCCAGGUGACCAUAACCGUGGCCAUCCAGGAAGCAGAAGAUGAGGAGCCCGCUACGGAGAUGCCUUCAAACUCUCUGAAUUUCUACGGCGGCAGUUGUAGUGAAGACGACACUGGAAGACGGGGAAAAUCAAGUGGCGCAGGAACGAGUGGUGGGGAAGCUGAGGAGGAGAGCUGGCAGCCACCAGACCCCGAGCUCUCUCAGAAGCUGGUGGCCCAGAUCGAGUACUACCUGUCUGACGAGAACCUGGAGCAUGACGCUUUCCUGCUCAAGCACAUCCGACGGAACAAGCUGGGCUAUGUUAGCAUAAAGUUACUCACAUCCUUCAAGAAGGUGAAGCACUUGACUCGAGACUGGCGGAUGACGGCCUACGCACUGCGCCGGUCCACCAUGCUGGAGCUGAACGAGGAGGGGCGCAAGGUGCGCCGGCGGUCUGCUGUCCCCGUGUUCGCCAGUGAGAGUCUGCCAAGUCGCAUGCUGCUGCUUAGUGAGCUGCAGUGUUGGCCGGAGCUGGGCCAGGCCUUACAGGGCAGCUCAGGGGAGGGGGAUGGAGCGGGGGCCGGUCCAACGCAGCAAGAACACCUCAUGGAGCUCCUGCUCAAGGCCUUUGGGGCGUAUGGCUCCAUAGCUUCCGUGCGGGUGCUGAAGCCUGGGAAGGAUCUUCCCGUGGACUUGAAGAAGCUGAGCAGCCGCUACACGCAGCUCAGCACCGAGGAGUGCGCCAUCGUGGAGUUCGAGGAGGUGGAGGCCGCGGUCAAAGCCAGCGAGGCUAUGGGUUGUGGGGAUGGAGCGGCUGGCCCACUCGGCGUGAAGGUCGUCCUGAUUGGUACCAAGCCACCCAAGAAGAAGCUGCCCAAGGACAAACCACAGGAGGCCAAUGGGACAUCAAAGAACCGCUCCUUGAACAGCCGUGUGCGGGAGCUGCAGUAUCAGGCAGAGGAUUCUGCUUGUAGCUCCUCUGAAACGGAAAGCAAUCCCACCUCCCCUCGCUUCAGCCGCAAGGUCCAGCCGAAGAAUAAACUGAGCCCCCCAGCAGCAGGUACCAGCUACCACCAGAACAACCACCUGAGCCCAGCAGUGUCCCCAUGGUCCAGCCCCUGGUCAAGUCCCCGUGCCAGUCCAAGUUCCCUACGCAAGUCUCCACACCCUUGCAAGUCGCCUCUGGCCAGCGAGGGCCGACUGAGCCCCGAGUCUGGCCAGCGCAGGGCGGACUACUCCUCCGACAGCAGCCUGACUCCCUCAGGUAGCCCCUGGGUACAGCGGCGACGCCAAGUUGCCUCCCAGGAGAGCAGCCCAGUGGGCAGCCCCAUGCUUGGGCGCAAGAUCCAGAAUGCAGAUGGACUGCCCUUGGGUGUUCUACGGCUGCCCCGUGGGCCGGAUGGAACUCGCGGCUUCCACUGUGCUACCAUGGAGGAGAGGGGCAAGGCUGCAGGAACACAAACGUGAACUGGAGUGACCAGCACAUCAACCACCAACUUCCAGAUUGGUACUAGCCAGUUUAUGCUAUAAUUUUGUUUAUAUGGCUGAUGUGACUUCAUGUAAGCUACUGUUACACCAGAAGAAACGAGAGCCGAUUUCCAUGAAAUCAUACAAUGGUCUCAAAUAAAAAAAAAAAAAAAAAA
Molecule: messenger RNA, 2296 nt
Organism: Paramormyrops kingsleyae
Lineage: Eukaryota; Metazoa; Chordata; Actinopteri; Osteoglossiformes; Mormyridae
Product: la-related protein 6-like
Biological process (GO): RNA processing
Cellular component (GO): ribonucleoprotein complex; nucleus
Molecular function (GO): mRNA binding
Source: RefSeq, a predicted model, not a curated record